This is a messenger RNA of Stylonychia lemnae, 783 nucleotides long. NCBI's taxonomy places the organism in Eukaryota, Ciliophora, Spirotrichea, Sporadotrichida, Oxytrichidae. The record is from the annotation of a GenBank genome assembly.
AUGUAUAGUGGUAGAGACUUUCAAGAUAAGAGCCAUAGAUUCCAAAUGAUGGCUAAGUUUUUGCCAAAGCUAAAUGAAUUCAGAAUAUAUCUAGUGAAUGAGGAAAAGAAUAAACCUCUAUUUAAAGAAGAUUCUCAUGUUGCAAAGGUCAUUUUUAAUAGAAAGAAAAAGUAGUUUAUCAUAAAGAAUAAGUAUUGCACUUUAUGCUCAAAGAAGAGAGAUGAAGAUAUUGCUCCUAAGACGCAUAUUAAAUACACGUUUGCCUUUUUAUGUCUACCUUUGAUAAAGGCGAAUUAUUAGAUGCAAUCUUGGUGCCCAUAAGAAAUUAAGCGAAGAGAAAAACGAUCAUUCAGUAUGUAUGAUGGAAAACCAGAAAAGCUACAUGAAAUAAUGAACAAUCCAGAAUAUAAGGGGUCUUUAAAAGAAGCUUUAGAUGGAAAGAGAUUAGAUAUGAAUAAGACAGACGACAGGAUUUUUUUGAGAGCAAGGAAACCUCAUUUUAAGAAAUUUGAAAGAAGUUUGAGUUUGAAUUUCAAUGGAAGAGUUAAGAAAGCUUCUAGAAAAAACAUUCAAAUUGUAAUUAUCUAAUUCUAAUAAUUUCUAUUCAAAUAGGAGUAAAAAUUUAAGAAGGAUGAUAAACUUAGAGUAGUCCUGCAGCAUGGAAAGAUAGCAGACGAUGUGUAUAUUUUAGACUUUGGAUAUCCCUUUAAUCCUGUUCAGGCAUUUUCAUUCUCUCUUGGACUUUACUACUUCAAAAGAGAUGAGAAUUCAGUCAUCAAAUGA